Molecule: messenger RNA, 411 nt
Organism: Letharia columbiana
Lineage: Eukaryota; Fungi; Ascomycota; Lecanoromycetes; Lecanorales; Parmeliaceae
Exons: 3
Coding region: 1-411 (136 amino acids)
Biological process (GO): mitochondrial respiratory chain complex III assembly
Cellular component (GO): mitochondrion; Cbp3p-Cbp6 complex
Molecular function (GO): ribosome binding
Source: RefSeq, a predicted model, not a curated record
AUGGCAAAGUCUAUUGUGUACAAACACUAUCAACGCCUCCUCACCCAAUGGCCCGUCGACCUCCUUCGCCCGGAAGUCUCAUUCCAGAAAGCCAUACAGCGCCGGAUAGAUACACGGCUCAAGCCUUCGACAACGGCUCCUGAAGAUAAUGUUGUGUUCAAUCAAGCUCAAGCGACGGUACCGACGAAGGUAGCGUUUGAUGAGAAGGGCGAGCUGGAGCAGGUCAAUGUGCUUUAUUCGUUCCUGGAAAACCGGUAUACAAAGACGUACCCGUUGUCUGAGAAGAUGAUGAGACCGGCUUCGAAUCCAAACUACUACGAUGGCCUGUUGAAGGAGCUUAAUGAGGCGCCAACGCGGUCUUGGUUUCAGAGCAUGGUCAUUCGGUGGAAGGGGUCCCUUCGCUUUUCGUGA